This is a messenger RNA of Raphanus sativus (radish), 872 nucleotides long. RefSeq lists its product as uncharacterized. The transcript is spliced from 2 exons. The record is from RefSeq and is a predicted model, not a curated record. The coding region runs from base 176 to 625 and encodes 149 amino acids. Lineage: Eukaryota; Viridiplantae; Streptophyta; Magnoliopsida; Brassicales; Brassicaceae.
UUGUGCAAGAAAGAAAAGAGACCAUUUCCUAUAACCCAUUCACAGGAGAAGAAACAAUCUCUCUUUCUCGUUCCUUGUUAAAGGUUAAAGCUCAAAGCAAGCAGAGAACAUAAUCGCUCGCUACCUUAAUUUCUUUCUUCUCCGAAGCACAUAGUACUUGAAAGUGGUUUGAGUAAUGGGAAUUGAAGGAGAGAGUGGAGGGAUACAAGAUGCUUUUAUGAUGAGCGUUGAUGAGAAUGAUGGUUUGAGAGACAAAGAUGAAGUUAAUAUCCGUCGAAUGAAGAAUCGGGAGAGACAACGCAGGUACAGAGCCAGGAAGCGGAUGCGGGAAGAAGCGGGGCUCGAUGAUGAGAAUCUCUCGUUCCAGACGGGUCAACAAAAAGACCAAGAAGAAGAAGAAGAAGAAGAAGAAGAGGAGGAGGAUGAGGAGGAGCUAGAGUGUGAUAAUAAUGUUUAUGUUGACGACUUUGUGAGGCGUGUUUAUUGCCAUAGAGAUUGGAAAAAAGAAGCUAGAGUAGCUCAUUUGAUCAUGGACAAGACUCGGGAUGGUUCUUGUUUGGUUCAUCGCAAGAUUAGGCCUCGUCCAAGAGACUGGAAAGCUGAAGCUCGAAAGGUGAACACUUGAUCAAAUCCAUGUAGUUGGUUGGUUAUUGAGGAGUCAAGUCAGUCCGGUUUGCUAGAGGAUUUUGCAAGUGCAGUUUCUUUAAGAUUGGAUUUUACUGAGAAAAAAAAAAGAGAAUGUACAAAGCAAACAUCCUUAGUAGAACAUUGGAUUAUAACCGUACUGCUUCAGCUCUUUCUUUAUUAUGUAUUAGAAUAUCCAGACGUUAUGGGAAUUAUAGUAUGUGUAAGUUCAUUUUUACCAACACUUA